AUGCAGCGCGCUUUGUUCACUGAGAAUGAGCUCAAACAAGCAAAUGAAAGGCGACGGAAGUACCAAGGGUCAGCUCGAGUUAAGAUCUCCGACAUUCAAUUCAAGGGCUCAACAUGCGGAUCUUUAGACUUGAAGAACGUGGAAAGAUUAUGCGGUAUUUUUCGCAAGACUCGUUGCCAAAGGUUUGAGCUCAGUAACUACAUACCUGUUACUGUAUCUCGCCAGGCAUUAAUGGAGGCAAUACAUGACGCUGGCGUUUCUACCCACUCACUUCUACAGUGCGCAGGGAAAGAUCUACCACUUCUCAAGUUCCCCGAAGGUCAAUUGACAGGGCUUCAUGGCCGUCAUCGCUUGUGCGCUGGCUCUAAGAUUCUAGCACCGGCUGAGCGGUGGUGGACUGUGGAUAUCUAUCUCAAUGAUAUCAGCGAGGAUCUCGAAACAUCCCUCAUUGAAGAAUAUGCGAAUGAGAAGCAACCUACGGAUGGCGAGAUAUACAGGAAGGUUCGCCAAUAUGAAAGCGACGGGAAUAGGGUCCUUCGACAAAAGUGGCUGAUGCGCUUGUCUUCUGACUGGAAGCGUCAACGCAUGGAGCAACUGAACAAAGAAAGCAAUGAGCGACUUCGUGGUGGUUUUGAUAAGUUAUUAGUCAUUCCGGGUCUCUGGCCUAAUGGAAUGAGAGUCAGCAUGUUUCAUCGGGUGAUCGCUCUUACAUCAAUCGAGGAGAUUCUUACCUAUCUUGAUCAUAUUUACGAGACAUAUUCAUCAUUCGUUGGCGGCAAUUUACAUGCCCUUAGGCGAAUCGAGACUGAAACAGUCCUGGAAAUGCAGUUGAAGGCCCCAGGGAACUGUGAGAAAGAUGCAAAAGAAAUCAUGGGACUCAUAUUUAGUGGACAAAUCUUCCCCUCCUUUGAUGAGUCUGAACGCAAGGUAAUCUGGGAAAGAAUAAAACUUUUCGAUGGAAUAAUUCCAUCCUUGGAAACUUUUUGGAAAGAUUUCAUUUUCUUUGAACAAUGCGCACAAUGCAUGAAACGGCUUUUCGGCGUUGCAGAUGGAUCCAUAUGGAAUACAAUGAAAGGAAAAUUUAGCGGCGACUCAGCUGAUGAAGAGAGCUUCAUACAAAUAUCGGAUUUCACAUUUCGCCAACAAGCUACUAGUUGUGCCGAUAGGUUGGAUCUAGGAUAUCGUCAACUUUGGCUCUACACGAUGCGUCAUUACGGGUCAAUCCCUGCCCCCGCAAAAUGUGAUGAGGAACUUCUGGUCAAGCGUGACCGCGGGGAAAUUGAUGAGCAUGCACUUUUCGGACUGGCCGAUCUAGCUCGCCGCGUUGGCUUUAGGACGAAAGAGAUAGAAUCUCUUCUUCAAAAGUCGCCUGAUCGUCUCAUCGCGCGGACCGCUCUUCUGAAAGCUCGAAAACCGGAUCAUUUUCGUUAUGAUCCUAUCCAAUUGGAAACGCUUGUUGAUCGGGUGUCUGCUUGUUUCUUGCUAGCUGUUGAACACAAUAGGCCAACUUCAGAGGUCCUUGCCGACAGCGAAGUGUCUACAAAAAGAAGAUGUGGCUUUCCGCAGAAAAAGGCACAUUCUCAAGAUGCUCCAUACUUAUUCCUCGAUCAGGUUCAUGAUGAAGCUGCAUUUUCUCCGGUCACAACUUUCUUCGUUCGGCGUUGCUUUUACUACGCCUUUUUGGGAAAACGGCCGCUUCCGGGAACUGGAACUGGACAAACGGGCCCAAGUCCACCCGCACGAGAUAUGUCACCUUUGUUUGUUCAUGAGAAUGGGUCUCCGGUGCAUGCUCCUGAAACCAUCGACAAUGUAUUAGAAAGAGCAUCAGUCCAAGCACGUCCAGUCUAUGAGAAUUAUCAAGCACGCAGAGUCCUCGAGGGUUACCGCAGUCCGUACAUUGAAGAUGAGAGUAGUGCCCAGAAUGCUCCUUCUUUAGAACCUGAUGAGGUGAUUAAUAGCCCAGAAGAUGAUUCGAUGGCCAAUGGAAGCUCGGUAGCCCCUGAAGUGCAGUCUGAAGAUGAUUCUGUCGGGCUAAUGGAAGAUGAGGGUAUUGACGAUGCUUCAAAAAGCCCCUUGUUUGAUCGUCAAGAAUUCAGAUCUUCUGAGUCUGAUUUCAGCGAAAAAACACAAGAUGAUGCUAAUAUUGCCGAUGAUCCUUCCACUCCGGAAGAAACUGCCUCGGACAGUGAGGGUCCCGCGCAUGAGACCCAAACAUCUGCCCGAAAUUACUCUCCGUCUGUGUAUUCCGUGAGAAGAAGCAGCAGCAUCAGAGAAAGUGAAAAACGACGACGCUUGUCUGAAGACCUGGAAAGGUCAUUAAAGGAGCGAGAGAGGCUCGACGAGGAUUGGGAAAGGGAAAGGUUGGAACAGGAAUUUGGUUUACCCAAUUCUAGAGAAAAUUUUGGAGAGAAUAAUGGGGAGAAAGAGCAGAUGCCUUCGUCAGACCCCUAUAUUGACAAUACUCGGGCCAGUAGCGAGAACGAGAAUUCUCCACCGCGAGAAGACCCUCAAAUUAUCGAACCUGAACUUCAGAAUUCCAGUCCAACACCGGCCAGGGAGGAUCCGAUCUCUGACGAGCCACACGCUCCUGCAAAGCCUAGUAAACCUUCUGAUGGGUCGGAUAAAAGAGCAUUCGUUGACUUCAAAUUCUGGUGCUUCGAGAAUGAAGAAUGGCGACUGGCAGAUCGUCAUCAGGUGGAUCCGGCAGACCCUUCGCUCAUAGAACGCAUUGCAAGGAAAUAUAUGCGUAAAAAGUUCCGUCUCUAUGAUCAAUCACUGAACAGUCUGAGCCCUAAGAUGUGCUUUCGUGCAGGGGUGGCGGAUGGAACUGAAUCUGUGAUAAUGCUUUCAAGAGCAAGCGAGGAAAAGCUUGUGAAAGAUGGAAGGUUUAAAACGAAUGACGGUGUUGUCAAAAAAGUACCCAAAAGCAAACCUCGUACUAAGAAAGCAAAGCCCUCUUAUAAGCAAGCUCGCCUGAAGGUCUAA
Messenger RNA from Penicillium daleae, 2985 nucleotides. Its product is annotated as DUF3723 domain-containing protein. Bases 1 to 2985 code for a protein of 994 amino acids. The record is from RefSeq and is a predicted model, not a curated record. NCBI's taxonomy places the organism in Eukaryota, Fungi, Ascomycota, Eurotiomycetes, Eurotiales, Aspergillaceae. The transcript is spliced from 3 exons.